AUGGCGUGGGCGUCGGGCAAGCUGUCGGAGGCGGUGGGCGAGCGGGGCCGGCGCUGGGGGUCGGCGCUGCGGGAGGCGGAGCGGCAGCGCCGGCUGGUCCUGGUCAUCGUGUGCGUGGCGCUCUUCCUGGACAACAUGCUGUACAUGGUCAUCGUGCCCAUCGUGCCCGACUACGUGGCGCACAUGCGGGGCCCGGGCGGGCCGGCCAACGGCAGCCGGGGCCCGGCGACGGAGGGCGAGGACGCCAAGAUCGGGGUGCUCUUCGCCUCCAAGGCCAUCCUGCAGCUGCUGGUCAACCCGCUGAGCGGGGCCUUCAUCGACCGCGUGGGCUACGACGCCCCGCUGCUCAUCGGCCUGGCCGUCAUGUUCCUGUCCACCGUGCUCUUCGCCCUGGCCGAGGACUACGCCGCCCUCUUCGCCGCCCGCAGCCUGCAGGGCCUGGGCUCGGCCUUCGCCGACACGUCGGGCAUCGCCAUGAUCGCCGACCGCUUCCCCGAGGAGCCCGAGCGCAGCCGGGCCCUGGGGGUGGCCCUGGCCUUCAUCAGCUUCGGCAGCCUGGUGGCCCCGCCCUUCGGGGGCAUCCUCUACCAGUUCGCCGGCAAGCGGGUGCCCUUCCUCGUCCUGGCGGCCGUCUGCCUGCUGGACGGGCUGCUGCUGCUGCUGCUGGCCGCGGCCCGGGCCGGCGGGCAGGAGGCCCGGGCCGCCCGGCCGCCGGGCACCCCUUUCCACCGGCUGCUGCGGGACCCCUACGUGGCCGUGGUGGCCGGCGCGCUGACCACCUGCAACAUCCCGCUGGCCUUCCUGGAGCCCACCGUGGCCGCCUGGAUGGAGCGGACCAUGGGCGCCUCCGAGUGGCAGAUGGGCCUGGUCUGGCUGCCCGCCUUCGUGCCCCACGUCCUGGGCGUCUACCUGACGGUCCGGCUGGCCGCCCGCUACCCGCACCUCCAGUGGUUCCUGGGCGCGCUGGGCCUGGUGGCCAUCGGGGCCAGCUCCUGCACCGUGCCCGCCUGCCGGUCCUUCGUCCAGCUGGUCGUGCCCCUGUGCGGCAUCUGCUUCGGCAUCGCGCUGGUCGACACGGCCCUGCUGCCCACCCUGGCCUUCCUGGUGGACCUGCGCCACGUCUCCGUCUACGGCAGCGUCUACGCCAUCGCCGACGUCUCCUACUCGGUGGCCUACGCCCUGGGGCCCAUCGUGGCCAGCCAGAUCGUGCACACGCUGGGCUUCGCGCAGCUCAGCCUGGGCAUGGGCCUGGCCAACGUCCUCUACGCGCCCGUGCUGCUCCUGCUGCGCCGCGUCUCCUACCUGCGCCCCUCCCGCUCCGAGCGCGAAAUCCUGCUCGACGAGCCGCCCCGGGGCCUCUACGACACCAUCCUCCUAGAGGACCGACCCGACCACCCGCCCGCCCCGCAAGGGCGCCCGGACGGCCAUCCGGACGGGCAUCCCCCCGACCAUCCUCCCGGCCCUCCUCCCGAGCAUCCUCCCGGGCUUCCUCCCGGGCAUCCUCCCGAGCAUCCUCCCGAGCAUCCUCCCGGGCAUCCUCCGGGGCAUCCUCCCGGGCAGCCUUCCUGGCAUCCUCCCGGGCAUCCUCCGGGGCAUCCUCCCGGGCAUCCGGACGACCGUGCCGGCCCCCCGGCCCCCCGGCCCCUCUCCGAGGACCAGGGCAGUUAGAGCCGGGCCGUCCGGGGGCGCGCCCCCGUCUUGGGUACCUCGACGGUCCGAGCGGGACCGGC
Molecule: messenger RNA, 1730 nt
Organism: Ornithorhynchus anatinus (platypus)
Lineage: Eukaryota; Metazoa; Chordata; Mammalia; Monotremata; Ornithorhynchidae
Gene: SLC18A3
Product: solute carrier family 18 member A3
Exons: 1
Coding region: 1-1668 (555 amino acids)
Biological process (GO): transmembrane transport; chemical synaptic transmission; xenobiotic transport
Cellular component (GO): terminal bouton; AP-1 adaptor complex; AP-2 adaptor complex
Molecular function (GO): acetylcholine transmembrane transporter activity; xenobiotic transmembrane transporter activity
Source: RefSeq, a predicted model, not a curated record